CUAGACACUCACAAUGACUACACGUACAUACAUUGCAAGUUGCGCCAUCAUCUUACAUGCAUCGGUGGUACUUUCAAACCAAAAUAUCUCUACUGUAGCAGAAGAUGUAGGGGGCACCUCAUCAAACGCGACACAGAAUGAGCCAAACAUCCGCAACCAUUCUUUGGUGCCAUGUAGCUAUACAAUUGAUCAAAGCUCAAAAAAUAGUUUCAUGGAAUUGGUCAACGAUAGAAACAUUAACUUUAUGUACAUUAAAGUAAAUUUUUCGCGGAGAAUGGAGAUAGCACGAUUGAAGAAGCACCGGUUCUUUUCUCCUGGCUACCUUAUAUGGACAUUUAAAUCAUCUCCAAAGGCAGGAUAUCCUUUACUUGGCUACCCAUAUGACGUCAAAAUCCUCUCGCUUGGUUUCCUUACGUGGUACGUGUACGAUCAUCUGCAAGUUCAUGUUGACGUUGCGCCAGAAAAUUGCCACGCAGAAUGGGGUGACGAUGGUACGAUGAAACGCCUACUUUCUACUCUGAGAGACUUGUCAAAUCAGACGAUACAUGGAGAAACCACAGCGUGGUGUUACGGAAUCAGAUUCCAGUGGGACUGGAUGAACAAUCUCAUCGUACAUUGGAUCCGAGUGGGUCGAGAUUAUACGGGAUAUAUGUGCAGCACGUUGCCGGAAAGUCCGUUCCGUUUCAAUGAGGUCAUCAAACAGACUCGGUUCUUGUUCUUUCUGCAAGUAUGUGGCGUGAUUCUCCUUUGCUACAGCCCAUUACUACUUUACAUAUUCGAUACAAGUUUGGAGGGUAAGAAAGAAGACUGGCCAUUUUAUAGCUGCUUGAAACACGCGUUAAUCGAUGAAAGCGAAACGGACGUCAAUGAAGAAGUUGGCGCAAGAGACACACAGGGCACAAGGCCUUCUGACAAUAUGCACGUUGAGAACGAAACGAGUGAAAAUAAAACGACCAAUGUUGAUGGUGGAGAAAUGGUCAGUGCUUAUCAAAAUGUCACCACAAGGUCUGAAGACAAAAUUAAGGAAAUCCAUGAUAUGAAAGAGGAUAAAACGAGGAUAAAACAGGACAAUGAACCCAAUUAUGGAGAUGAAGAAGAUGUCGGCACAAAGUCAGAAGACAAUCUGAACUCUGAGAAUAAGCAUGAUAUCAAUGAGAAGGAAACGGGUGAUUUGGACAACAAGUCCAUCAGUGUUAAUGAAGAGGUCGGCACAAAGUCUGAAGGCAAUAUGAACUUUGACGAUAUCAAUCAGGAACAAGAAUGUGACAGUGACGAAGCUGCGGAAUACUUUUUUCAAGGGGAUGUACAUAUAUCUUUUUUUGUGCUUUUGAAUGGUUGUUUUGAAAAAUUACAAAACUCUGGUGACUUUAAGUUGAAGUGGUUAUUGAAACUUCUCUUUUUGAUUUUCAUCGUCCCGCUUGUCUUAUAUAUCAAGAUGAUUGUAUAUUACUUCCUGUUGAGAGACCCUGUGCUCGCUCGAAUGGAACAAGACAUCCCCGUUGGAUUUGUCGCGGUACCCUUUGGCUUUGAAGCUAGCAGAAGAAAUUGGUCAUAUUUUAUGGGUGGACCAUAUGUCAUAUAUGGUGUGUUUUUCGUAUUGGCAGCCGAGGCGUCCACAUACAUAGUCCUUGUUGCUGCCGUUGCUGCAUACAUACGGAAAGCAAUUGAUGAUUACAAUGUUAUUUACAGUAAUAUCCUGGAGGAAACCAUAAUCAUAUCGAAAGCUUUACAAAAGUCCAAGAAUCUAAGCUUUCCCCAUGUGCAGUGGUUUAAAUUUGAUGAAUUCCGAAACCCAGGGAUCAAGAAAUCAUUAUAUUCCUUUCUGGUCGAAAAGCAUCAGCCACUACGAGUUGAACAUUUUCUUACGGUACUGUACCUUUGCAUUGUAAUCUCUUUCAUCUGGUUGACUAUAUCUGUGGUUCAAACAUAUAAUCAGUAUUCCGAGUUAGAUGGUGUCAUACAGCUUGGAUCAUCUGUUGUUUUUGGCUUAAUUCCCUUGCUUAUCGGAUGGUGUUUGCGUUCCAAAUCAAUUCGAACCGAUAAAAAGUUUAAGACGAAACUACGAGAGAGCAUUGUGGAAUACUGGAGUAGGUACUGCCAUGCGACUUCCAAAUCAAUUCGAACUGAUGAACUGUUUAAGAAGAAACUACAUGUACGACAGCGCAUAAAGCAAUACUGGAGUCUCUACUCCGAUGCAACAGAGCAAUAUGAGAAACUCUGCCUUGACGAAAUAAAGCAAUACGGGAGGCCCUGUACUGACGAGAUAGGGCAAUACGGAAAGUUUUGUCCCGACGAGUCGGGGCAAAACGGGAGAUUCUACCGAUGCGAGAUUGAACGAUUUGGGAAAGCCAGCUCCUACAGGACAGACAUUUUAUAUUGAAUCUAUCAUUCGUCAUAAAUGACUCGAAAAUGAAUUCGCGCAUUUUUGUAAGUGGAAAACAAGAGCAACUGAUUGAAAGUUCAAAGGGAUAAACUCUAAAAUUGUAUCAUGUUAAAUGGGUUUAUAUAAUGUAACUCGUGUUAAAUCAACGUUUUGUUGCUGUUAAUUUUUCACUUUGAG
Owenia fusiformis is the source of this 2560-nucleotide messenger RNA. Lineage: Eukaryota; Metazoa; Annelida; Polychaeta; Sabellida; Oweniidae. The record is from the annotation of a GenBank genome assembly.